GGAAUCUAUGGGCAGAACUCAAGGCGACACAGCAAUGGCAGCGACCUUGUGCAGAGCAUGGCGUUCGUAGCAGUUUAAUUAGAUAACCACCUAAAAUGUUCGCAUAUCGACCACACGAAAUGACAAUUUGAUUUUUAUAGUAAAUGUUUUAGGGUGAACAAUGAUUUCCUUCAUCAAGGCCGCUGUCGGCGGUUUGAGUGGCAUCUGUAGAGCCCACGGUUACAAAGGUCCUUUGCACAGCCACUUGAAAGUCCUCACUGCUGGGCUGAAGACGUAUGAAAUCCCACCAGACUACAGCGAUGUGGUGUUGCCAGAGAAACCCAAACUGAAGUUUGUGAACAAGGUGCCUAACUUCAAAAAGGCCAAGAAAGAGAUGAAGAAGCUAUGGGAUAUCCAAGGCCCAGCUAGGGCGGCAAAUACCUUCACUACUGGACAGUAUGCCAUUGUGGCGAUGGGAGGGGGAUAUCUUCACUGGGGUCACAUAGAGAUGAUUCGUCUAACCAUCAACCGCAAGAUGGAUUCCCGGACUACAUUUGCCCGCUGGCGCAUCAAUGGCCCAUAUAAGCCAAUCACACGUAAAGGUCUGGGUCAGCGCAUGGGUGGGGGCAAAGGAGCUAUUGACCACUAUGUGACACCUGUCCGCUAUGGACGUUUAAUCGUGGAGGUGGGAGGAAAGGUGGAGCUGGGGGAGGUUGAACAUAUCUUGAUUGAAGUGGCAAAGAAGCUUCCCUUCCCUGCAAAGGUAAUGAGCAGGGACACCCUCGCAGCCAUGCACAAGAAGCAGGCUGAUAUGGAGGAGAACAACCAGAAUCCCUGGACCUUUAAGCAGAUAGCACAUGGCAACAUGCUGGGUAUUAGGAGGGUGCUCAGCCCCUUUGACCUGCACAACAAUGGGCGCUUUACAGGCAAAUUUCACCUUCUGGGGAGGGUGUGACAGGCCCAGACAACAGGAAUCAAUACUGUGUAUAUUGUGACACCAUCCAGACCACACUGUUGAAGAAGCAACCAAAAUUUUGAAAGGCUCAGAGUUUCAACCAUAUUUGGGAAUCUUCUUUCAUGUUUUUUUUUAUGCAAAUGUACUAGUGAAUUUAACAUUUUGUUAAAGAGGUAUGUUUCCCCCUUUUUCUGCUUAAAAAACAAAUAAACUAGAUAAUGUAUUUCAGUUUUA
Micropterus salmoides (largemouth bass) is the source of this 1168-nucleotide messenger RNA. It is a transcript of the gene mrpl16, whose product is annotated as mitochondrial ribosomal protein L16. The record is from RefSeq and is a predicted model, not a curated record. Gene Ontology annotation, cellular component: ribosome; mitochondrial large ribosomal subunit. Gene Ontology annotation, biological process: mitochondrial translation. The transcript is spliced from 5 exons. The coding region runs from base 161 to 934 and encodes 257 amino acids. Gene Ontology annotation, molecular function: rRNA binding; structural constituent of ribosome. Lineage: Eukaryota; Metazoa; Chordata; Actinopteri; Centrarchiformes; Centrarchidae.